This is a messenger RNA of Diprion similis, 2191 nucleotides long. RefSeq lists its product as uncharacterized. The transcript has 5 exons. NCBI's taxonomy places the organism in Eukaryota, Metazoa, Arthropoda, Insecta, Hymenoptera, Diprionidae. The record is from RefSeq and is a predicted model, not a curated record. Bases 967 to 1821 code for a protein of 284 amino acids.
UGUACAUGCAGCAGCGGACCCAGGGCCAAAAUGGUACAUGUCCUUGCUCAGCACCGUUCUUCUACCAUGUUGCUUAUGUUUGUUACCACGUUUCACAAACGUGUUGAGAACUCCGAGGCACAGGUGUCCGAUCUGUUCUCGUGUUAUCCUCGUUGGCAGAACUUCGCCGUACGUAGCCCAGAGGCAGAAUCACCCCUAGAACUACCCUAAUGCAAACGUACAAUUGGACUGCACACCAACUUGAUCAUCUUUAGCAGGUUACGUAUACCAUCAGUUUCUGAAUCUGACACAUAUUCCAAGCAUUUGUUAUCGUUGAUCUCAUCAAACAGACUUUUUUUUCAAAAUUUUAUAUAGUUUCGCGUACAUCCGUUCAGCAUGGUAUCGUCCUGUCCAGAUAAUAGACUUGUUAAAAUUCAACUUUCAAUUCUGGAAGGCUAGAAAUGAGUCGAUCAAAUACUUGUAUUAAAAAUGGGAAUACUCCUGAAAUUCAUGCCCUCGUCCUACCGACCAAUUGUGGUAGUUUGCCCUGUUUGUGAGGAGAAAAUCAUGACUAUUGUUACGUAUGGGUCAUCCUCGUUCACCUAUAUCAUGAGCAGGCUUCUGUGUCCAUUUUGGUUAUUACCUUCUUACGUUCUAAUAACCGUUCCCUCGUUCCAAGCCUUUAAUUUGAUCUCUUUUUCUCAUAAUCGCCUAACUCUAUGCCAAUCUUUACACCUUUUCACAGUUUGUGUUUCAUCCCGCAUUUCACCGUGCUCGGCAAAAAUCCGAUACACAAGUGCCCUCUUUGCCUGAUGACAAUCCCACCUGAGAUACUGACGGGUUCCGAUUGCAACAAAUUUUUGAGGCACAGGAAAUGUUACAGGACAAUUGCCUCGACUAAACUCCAUCAUCUAGCUGUUCGCAAAGUUCCUCCUGCAAACCACAAUACCUGCAUUCGGCAAUGAAUUGAAACCCGUAUAAAUACUUAUGGAGGCCAAUCAGGAACCCAGCGCCUCUAACAAUGGCUCCGCGAUUACCCAAGACUGCAACGAAUUCUGUAACGCUGAAGCAACGGGUUCAACGUCCACGCCUCCGACAAGUCGCAACUUCGAUGCGGUGCAAAAAGUUCCUGAAUCGUUAGAAGCGGUAAUCAAGUACCCUAUGAAUCCUUCGCCAGGAACUUUCAAGCACACUGUACGCGGCACGCAGACACCAUUGACGUUGAUAGGGGUUACGAUGUCCAAAUCUAACGAGGAGAAUCAAAAACCCCCGUUAGAAGUACCGGAAAUAUUGGAAGCUGAAAUUCCUUCCAGAACGAUAGAAGGUCCCGAACCUUCCACAAGUGUAGUUAAAUCUGUAUUCUCGCAGUUUAGAGUCGAGGCGGUGACUGUGAAGUUCAGCCACGAAGCCGCCACGCAGGCGACGCCCCCGCACCCCUCUUUGACAUCGACCAGGUCCUCGACGCUCCCUAUGAAUGUCAUGCAGAUCGCUACCUCUGUCUCUUCCAACCGCUCUGGACCAAAAAGUGAAGUAUUGACCGUGACCACUGACUAUGGCACUCGGACUCCGGAUGCCAGAAGUCUGCUGCUGGACGUCAUUGAGCAGGAACAUCCCAUUCGCUACAUCAAUGUUGAACCGAGUACUUCGGCAAUUGCCGUGACAAGUUCGUCUCCUGUGACGACACCCGGCUUACCAAAUUUUACAAUGUCACCACCUUCAAUUAACAGCCAAAGAAGCUUGCUGAAUUUACAACGAAGGAGGCCAGAGAAUCGAUGGAGCUGUGGAAAUUGCUUCCGACGAAACAUCCCUCAGGGAGAAGAGGUAUGGAGUAGAUGGAAUUAAAACGAGACUCGGGAGUAUUCCUUGUUAUUGUUUCUUCUUUUCUUCUUUUCCUCGUUCCUCAUCCCGCAGCCGGAUCUGAUACCCUACACCAUGGGACCACCACCAACGUAUUCGGGAAUAUUUAGAGAGCAGAGAUCGCUCUACACCGAAUCAAGCAUCCCACUACCACCAAGACUCUCCAACGACACGGUCACCUCAUUCGUAGCACCAAUACCUCCGCCUAGUUAUGCCCAAGCCCAAGGUCUCUGCGUGUCUCCGUAUUCGAUGGAACAGAUUAUUUCAGUGACUCGUAAUACACCACAUUAAUCUUCUCAUUUUCUCAUCACAUAUAUUCGUAAAGCUUCAGGAACGUCAGACUCGUUGGAAUCCG